This is a messenger RNA of Strongyloides ratti, 357 nucleotides long. RefSeq lists its product as hypothetical. Lineage: Eukaryota; Metazoa; Nematoda; Chromadorea; Rhabditida; Strongyloididae. The coding region runs from base 1 to 357 and encodes 118 amino acids. The record is from RefSeq and is a predicted model, not a curated record. The transcript has a single exon.
AUGAAUCCUGAAAAAGAAGAUAGGCGUGUAAAAAAAUUAUUUACUAUACCUAUUGAAUCUCAGAAACCUAAUAUUGGCCCAGUUCCAGAAGUUACAGAUUUACGGACACGACUACAAAAUUUUCUUUCAGAAGCAGAAAAAGCUCCAAUGCCUGAAAAUGCUGAAAACAAUAAAUUAAUUGAAUUUGUUGAAAAUGAAUCAACUGGAAAUAGUUCAAAUGACGAUUCUAAUAGCGAAAGUGAAGAUUGCAAUAAUGAGGAUAAUCAAAAAUCUUCAAAUAAUAUUGUGGUUGAUCUAUACAUACCCAAAAAUAUUGAAAAAGAAACUUCACUUGUGGAGGAAAUUGAUGAUGUAUAA